ACACUUCCUUCAGCACUGUUGCCAGUCCGACACUAAUAUUUUCCUAUAAGUUGCCAUCACUACUUCGCGGGGUCCCUUGGGGUGCUUUCUUCGACUCGCUCAGGAGGUCCAACACGACUCCGAUAGCUGAUUCGCUGGUGAUUUGUUUGGUGUUAUGGGUUUGUUUGAGUGCCUGGCAGUGGGUGGCACUCUCGCCUGGUGGUGAUGGGGACCAUUACCAACCCCCGCCUCAGGACUUCAGUGCCAGGGACAGAACAGGGAACACCUGGGCAUCGCACCACUGUCGGCCACUUGGUUCCUGUAGUGGUCCCUCUGAUCGACAAGCGGAGAAUCGCUAAGCUAAGUGCAGGCGGAGAGUCGCUAAGUUUGGUGCAGACGGAGAGUUGCAGAACUUGGUGUAGAUGGCGGACUUCCUUGAGAGUAGCCUCUUCCGACCUAGUGCGCCUAGUGAGAACCUCCUAAAGAAACCCAAGAGGAAGAAACUCAAGGUAGACGAUAAAGAGGCGAGAUACAGCAAGGGAGCACUAAUAAUGGGUUCUCCUGUAGGGCUUAGAUUUUCUGCCAUGACUACCUUACACAGGAGAAACAACAGCAACAGCAGCAACAAUAACAAUAACAACAACAACAAUAACUGUAUCAACAACAACUGCAGCAGCAACAACAAUAACAAUAUGCCCAGGCAUAGAGGAAUCACAACACAUGAAGCCAACCAGCCAUCAAGACCUCCGCGUCCAAGCCUCAUACUCACAGACAAUUUAAGACAGCUGUUGCCCUCUGAAGAAGAGACUGAAACAUCAAAUACGAAUCGUGGAUCAAGCCCAGCUGUUAGUGGCGUACCCGCAUGCACUCAAACUGUCCCUCAGUCGCUUCAACCAAAAGGCAGCUUCUUAAUGAAAAAAAUAUGCAACUCUUCAGCUCAUCAUCAUCAUGCUAGCGUCGAACAGGGUGUCGUCUCAAACUCUACCACGGAAGUUCUGCCCAAAAGUGUGCCAUCCCAGCAUGAACAUACUCAAACACAGGGAAAUACAUCGCAGGAGCCCUAUAUUAUGAGUUCAGAAGCCAAGUCGGACAUCAACAAGAAUUUAAAGCUUGUCUCUAACCCUCUCACGGGUUCCGCAGAUAUAAAUACCUGUCCUCCACACUCCAGCGGUCAAGUAGUGCAGUUAACCUCGCGCUGCACCAACGUUGCAAAUGUCUCAGAUAUGCAAGAGCAGUUCAUCAAGAUGAACCUCAAACGCGGUGAAAGAGAAUCCAUUUCAUUAACCAAUACACGUGGUUUGAUCGCAUCCAGCUCCUUGCGUGAAACUCAGAAUGACGGUUCGACAACCGUUAACAAAGAUCUCGUUGACUCUGUCUGCUCAUCGUUCACGGACACCGAAGUGAUAAAAGGGAAAAAUCUGCAUAAUACGUUAGUCAGCAACGCUUCGGUAUCUUCCGGAGGAACGAUAUAUGGUUUAUCGAAAACUCUGAACUUUUUACAUGCUUUUGAGGGCAAUAAGAUCAUGAGAAUCAACAUUAGUAAGCGGCAAAAAAUUAUAAGCCUCUUUCGCUACUUGGUGGGAAUUAGAUGGAAAAUGCAGGGGAAGAAGGAAGACAAGGAAAUUCUUGUAGAGGAAGAAGUGAUGGGAGACGAUGAUGGGUAUGGAGAAGGAGUUCAGGUACGCUACAGGAUAAGAUGGCCCUUGACCGAGCGCUCGCAAGUGCCUGCCAACUGCCCUCCUGAUGAAAGAAAACGGCCAAGAAUACAGAAUGUUUGCCGAGCUGGUCGUCAAGUUAGGAGGUCUCUGAGUCGCGGUUGUCAUUAUAUUGGACACGGCCUGGCUAACAUGACCUCCUACCUCCCUGAUGCCGCCUACAUGGGCCCCGUCCCUCCCUCCACAGGCUACGACUGCGAGUUUGUUACCACAGACUAUAUGUAGUCCACCACAAACUGCGUAUUAACAAUUGCAUGCAACUCAGCGGCUACAUUAGUAGCAAUCAUAUGUGUAGGCUAGUAACUGCGUACUAGAAAUCGAAGGCAGCUCAGCGAUCACAGUAGUUUUAUAUACAAUUUGAUAAUAGGUAAUUGAAAAACACGAAGUUACCCACUCAACAGUCAGCAACCUAGCGAAAGGAAAAAUAUCUGUGAACUUAAUGUAAAACUCAAAUGGUAGUUUUAGAAAGACCGGUGAUGAAAGGUGUUAUGAUAAACCAACGGUGGUAGUCUAUUACGCAAGAGGGCUACGGAAAGGAAUACAAAAAUAACGUGUAAAGUUGAACUCUUGGUUAAGGCUUAACGAGUUAGAGAGAGAGCAGGCGGCGUGGACUGAUGAGAGCGCGGGAACGAACUCUGUGACGUAGGGCCGGUGACUCUAGCGUCACUCCUUCGUUUAUAUUAACUGUGCAGGCGAUGAGUCACAAUAACGUGGCUAAUGUAUGUUGACCAGACCACACACCAGAAGGU
This is a messenger RNA of Procambarus clarkii (red swamp crayfish), 2443 nucleotides long. RefSeq lists its product as uncharacterized. The record is from RefSeq and is a predicted model, not a curated record. Lineage: Eukaryota; Metazoa; Arthropoda; Malacostraca; Decapoda; Cambaridae.